Molecule: messenger RNA, 702 nt
Organism: Marmota flaviventris (yellow-bellied marmot)
Lineage: Eukaryota; Metazoa; Chordata; Mammalia; Rodentia; Sciuridae
Gene: Pimreg
Product: PICALM interacting mitotic regulator
Source: RefSeq, a predicted model, not a curated record
AUGGCAUCUCAGUGGCAGAACAUGGGGGCCUCUGUGCGCCGACGAUAUCUCCUAGAGGAGGAGCUGCCCGAGGAGGAGGUGAUAAGGUCUGCAGCCGGCCAACCAGAGACAUCUAGCGGAGCCCUGGGCUCCCUGUGCAGACGAUUCCAAAGGAGGCUGCCCCUGAGAGCAGUCAGCCUUAACCUCCGAGCAGGCCCCUCCUGGAAACGCCUGGAAACCCCAGAGCCCGAGAAGCAGGGCCUACAGGCUGCAGCUCGCUCAGCUAAGACUGCCUUAGGCGCCAUGUCCCAGAGAAUCCAGGAGUCCUGCCAAAGUGGCACCAAGUGGCUGGUGGAAACACAGGUGAAAGCCAGGAGGAGGAAGAGAGGGGUGCAGAAGGACAGUAGCUCCCCACCUCCCAGCCUGACCCAGAAGAACACUCGGCUGUCUAGAGCCGCCUCAGACCUCCAGGAGAGGGAGCAUCACUGCCUCUGUGCCCGGGUUGACCCACGUGUCCAUCCACGACGGCGGCCAAGGAGGGAGGCUGCCUUCCAGAGCCCCUACUCAUCAACAGAGCCCCUCUGCUCUCCCAGCGAGUCUGACAGUGACCUAGAGCCUGUGGGAGCAGGAAUUCAGCAUCUCCAGAAGCUGUCCCAAAAGCUGAACAAAGCCAUUAUGGCUGAAGAGAGUGGUGACAUGACCAUCUCCCUCAUUCGUCACUGA